CUUGAUGAACCCCAAUUCCUAAUGAUGUCGAGUGUGGUACAAGUACAUUUCGAAGGCCGCCCUGUCUAGAGAAAAGAGAACACAUUGCUGUCCCUUUGUUACUGAAAUGACAUAGCGGCACCUAGGUUGCUCUACCCCUUCAUCCAUCCACCCAUCCACCCAUCGUCAAUCUCGUGUGCAACAACCAUGGCGGCAGACCCGGCAGCGGCCUACAAGGCGCGCAAGGAAGCCUUUGUAUCGAACUUGACGGGCAGCUCGCUGACAGACAUUAGCUUGGUGACUUCGGUGGCCACGCUAGCGAUUCUUCUUUGGUCAGCAUUGCAAAAGAGACAGGCUCUCUUUACACCGUACACGACGAUUGCGGGUCUGGCCGAUUUCCUACUCAAUGUCGGUGCCGUUUUAUUCUCCUUUACCGUCUACUCGUCGGCGCCCCUGGCCUUGGCCCUGUCUCUACUGUGUCCGGCAAUCUUGAUGCUACUCUUGAGCUCUCAGCCUAAUACGGCGUCAUCCAAAUCAAAGAACGACAAGAAAUCGACGGCAGUGGCAGCAACAGCAACUGGCAAGGAUGAUUCAUCGUCUCCAUCUUCAUCUUCCAUCUCUACUCAGAUGCCUGUUCGGCCGUUUCUCACUCACUACCGAGGGUCGAUGAUGAUCAGCACGUGUCUGGCAAUCCUGGCGGUGGAUUUCCCUGUGUUUCCACGACGAUUUGCCAAAGUCGAGACGUGGGGCACGUCGCUAAUGGAUCUGGGCGUGGGAUCAUUUGUGUUUUCGGCCGGGGUGGUGUCUGCACGUGCAGUGGUCAAGGCAAGGAGGCGUACGACGACCACGACGAUAGGAACUGUCGAGAAACUCACACCAGGACCUGGAUUUAUCAUUCGCCUCAUUCACGCAGCUCGACACUCAAUCCCAUUAUUGAUCCUGGGAUUCAUACGGCUCUGGAGCGUCAAGGGGCUCGACUAUGCGGAACACGUGACCGAGUAUGGUGUUCACUGGAAUUUCUUCUUCACUUUGGCCCUAUUGCCACCGUUUGUUGAGUUGGUCGAUCCUAUGGCCCGCAGAUUAUCGCAAAACUACAGCUACGACAUACUUGCCGUGGCCUUGGCCUUGGCCUAUGAAAUUGCCCUCAACAACACCGACUUGCUACGCUAUAUCCUGAUCUCACCGAGGGGCCCGGACUUGCUCUCCAAGAACCGCGAGGGUGUCUUCUCUUUGAUCGGGUAUCUGGCCAUAUUCCUCGCUGGUCGUGGAACGGGCGUCUCGAUUGUGCAAUACCAGAGAACCUCUUCGUCCUCAUCUUCAAGCCAUCAAUCCAAGACACGAGACCCAGUGAGUGCAACCGCGGCCGAACGACGGAUUGUGCUCAAGACGCUGGCGAUCCGGUCCGCCAUAUACAUAUUGCUGUUCAUCGUGUCAACGCACGUGGUACUGUUCAACCUCAAUGUGUCACGACGGCUAGCCAACUUGUCCUAUGUGCUGUGGGUGGCAUCGUUCAACGCGACCCAACUAUUGCUGUGUGGCGCGAUUGAGAGUCUGGGUCCGGCCUUCUCGUAUGAGUUCGAGUCGGAAACCGCACCUUCGGACUCGACUCUCGGUGCGUCUUCGCACGCCUCGGCAGCGAAUGCCACCAGCCGCAUUCUUCGCGCUUUCAACUCCAACGGCCUUGCGAUCUUUCUCGUCGCCAAUCUCCUCACAGGCCUUGUCAACCUCACCUGUAACACGCUCGACAUGUCCGUGUUGUCAGCAAUGGCUGUUUUAAGUCUUUAUGCCGCUGCCGUCGCCGCUGUCGCCUUCGGCCUAGAUGCUUCCGGUGUCAAGAUUCGUCUCUGAGGAUCAGACCUCUCGAGUCCUUGGUCAAUUUUCAUCGUCAUAGUGCUUGAGCCCUCCGACUGACAACGUCGUGCUACUGUAGCUUUGCUGCUGCUGUGGUCGAUUCGCUGUGCAUAUCAGUCUCAUGUCACGGCAAAGACCAAGCCUAGAGGCAAUGGACUUGUAAUUAGCUGCGAUUAUGGGUUCUCUAUCCAUCCACUAUAUCUGCGUUUAUAGGACUUGAAACUCGAAGCGAAGCAUCAAACAUGAAAGUAAUCACAGUGGCAUUUCAAUAUGUCAAUCUUAUUCAAUAUAUCGUUAUGCAUA
Messenger RNA from Exophiala mesophila, 2133 nucleotides. RefSeq lists its product as uncharacterized. The record is from RefSeq and is a predicted model, not a curated record. The transcript is spliced from 2 exons. Gene Ontology annotation, biological process: GPI anchor biosynthetic process; protein localization to plasma membrane. The coding region runs from base 187 to 1827 and encodes 546 amino acids. Gene Ontology annotation, molecular function: glucosaminyl-phosphatidylinositol O-acyltransferase activity. NCBI's taxonomy places the organism in Eukaryota, Fungi, Ascomycota, Eurotiomycetes, Chaetothyriales, Herpotrichiellaceae. Gene Ontology annotation, cellular component: endoplasmic reticulum; membrane.